AUGAGUCCUCCACCGCGGCCUGUCAAGACCGACAACAACUCUCCUCCGGACUCGCAAGCUUCUGGCGUCUCUCCCAACAUGUCUGACAACGAAUCUGCGGCGCCUUCCGCCAACGACUGGCCCGUCAAGGAACCUCCCUCUCCCAGCGGUAGCCAUUCUGGCUCCGACGUGGACGAGAAGCCCAGCCAGCAGGGCGAUGCCCCCAACGUCCCGGUACAGAAGCGUCGACGAGUGACCCGUGCCUGCGACGAGUGCAGACGUAAAAAGAUUAAGUGCGAUGGCAAGCAGCCCUGCACCCAUUGCUCAGUUUACAGCUAUGAAUGCACGUACGAUAAACCUUCUAACCGGCGGAGAAACCCUGCUCCCCAGUACAUUGAGGCACUGGAAAGUCGCCUGCAGCGUGCCGAGACUCUUCUGCGCAAGUUUAUGCCAGAGGUUGACUUGGCCGAUCCCACUUUAGACCCUGCGGUCCAGCAAGAGUUCCGCAACCGAGAGCACGCACGAACCCAGGCGGCCAAGCUGAGGCACGAUCCUUUUGCUGCUCCCGAAAAGGAGGACGCUCAGCUUUUGUCAAUGAUCGAGUCCAUAGGCCAGCUGGACUUGGAUGACAAAGGCGGUUGGGACUUCCACGGAGUGUCGUCUGGUGCUGUGUUCUUGCGGCGUAUGAAGGAGCACUUCCGGGGCAUGAUGGGACCGCCGACCAAAGUGCCAUUCCUCCCACGUUCAGAACGGCCUGCCGGCUUGAUGAACUUGGACUCUCCGGCACCAGUUGCCAACUCCCCCUAUGACUCGACAAUGAAUACCGCCCCUGAGCUCCCUCCCAAAGAAGUUGCGAGGAAGCUGUGCUACUACUCUCUCAACUGCGCCACUUGUUUGAUCCGUGUGGUUCAUGUUCCCACGUUUUACGAAUUACUUGAUCACGUUUACGAAAAGUCAUAUGACGACUACACCACGGAAGAGCACAAGUUUGUUGGCCUGCUGUUUGCCGUCAUGGCAGUAGGUUGCAUGUACGCGAACUUGGACGAGACUGCCCCUCCUGUGGCCUACAAGGAGUCAGUUCAAGAAGGAAUGAAGUAUUACAAUACCGCCAGGCGCAUCCUGCAAGACAUCACUGAAUGUCGCGAUCUCACAUCGCUACAAGCACUGCUCUUUAUGAUUCUGUUCCUGCAAGCAACCUCGAACCUAAGCGGAUGCUAUGCGUUUGUGGGCAUUGCACUUCGGUCAGCUCUGCGCAUGGGUCUCCAUAGGUUCUUGAAGCACGAGCAGAUUUCCAUCAUUGAGCAGGAAGUGAGGAAGCGCGUGUUUUGGGUUAUUCGACAGAUGGAUAUCUACGUUUCGGCCAUGCUUGGGUUUCCAUUAUUGCUCAACGCCGACGACAUUGACCAGCCGUAUCCUACCGAGAUCGACGACGAAUAUAUCACAAACGAGGGUAUUCUUACACCGCCACCGGGAAUGUUCUCAUUCUUUGAAGCUUUCAAUGCCCACACCCGGUUGAUGGAGAUUCUGGCCAAGAUCCUCAAGCAUGUUUAUCCCUUGAAGGGCCUCGGCCAGAGCGUCAUGAAGGGAGACAAACCAGGCACGACGUACCUCAUCAGUUACGCUAGCAUCAAGCAAAUCGAGACCGAGUUGCAAGAGUGGUACGAGAUGUUGCCUUCCCAGUGGCGGCCAAGCCCCGAUGGCACAGUAGAGGUGAUUCGCGUGCGCCAUCUGUUGAGAUUUGCAUAUGCCCAUGUUCAACUUGUCCUGUACCGCCCCUUCCUUCAUUACGUUUCGCCUCGAUUGAGCUUGGACAAGAACGUCGACGAGCUUUCGUACGCUUGCGCCGCAGCCGGCAUCAGCGUCUCGCGCAACAUCGUGCACAUUGGCAUCGAAAUCCGCAAGCAAAACGUGCUUGCCGGGCCUUACUGGUUCAUGCUAUUCACCGAAUUUUUCGCCAUCCUUUCUCUCGUCUUCUACGCCAUCGAAAACCCUGAGAAGCUUGGCUCCGCGGAAGUAUUAGAGGAUGCCAUAGCUGGGAGAGACAUGGUCGCAAAGCUGCAGAACAAGAGCCAAGCCGCCGACAGGGUCACGGACGCACUCAAUGUCUUGUUUGAACAAUUACCCGAGAGGCUUCGUCAAGCCAAGGCUCAGCCAAUCCCCACGAAGAAGAGACCAGCACCCGGGCCAAAGGCAAGCUCGAUGCCCAUUCACGGUCACCCGGGCCUGAUCCCGGGUGUUGGCCAACGCCGAUCCGAAGAACUGAGCCGGUCGCCGAGUGUAUCGCUUGCCAACGGGCGGAUGUCGCAAGGGCCGGUUCGCGGCUCGUACGAUGGCGUUCCCAUUUCCGAGGCGGCGUACCAGGACCCCAAUCUCGCGAUGCAGGACUUGCUAGCCAUGGAGAUGCCGUCUCGGGCAACUCCCGACUCUGUGAGCACAGCGGCGAGUUCCAACCAGCGGCCGCAGGGAUUUCCCCCGCCACAUGUCAACAACAUGAACCACAUCAGCAAGCUCGACUCGCUGAUGUUCCCAUCGGAGGACCCGUUUGCUUACCCUAACCAACCGAUGAUGGAGCUGGGAUACCAAAAAGGACCCGGGCCGAACAACGUCAGCGGCCCGCAGGAUGCGUCCUUCAUGAUGCCUGGUGCAUUCGACGAAAUCGACACCCAGCUGCUCGGCCAGUCACCAGCGUACUUUUUGCACCAGGGACAGGGCCAGCAGCAAGCGCCGCAACAGCAACACCACCACCAACCGGGCUUCGACCUCUCCAGCAUGUACCAGCACUCGGGAUACCCGGGCAUGUCUGAUGCAGCAAGGAUGGAGCAGGCUAGGAGAGCGCAAAUGCAACAAAGGCCUGGAGAACUGGACAGGAUGUUCGCAGAGUCUGGAUACCAAAACAACUGGGCGGCAGGGUUGCUCGCCAGGAACGGAUAUCAGGGCCUAUAG
Colletotrichum truncatum is the source of this 2922-nucleotide messenger RNA. Its product is annotated as C6 transcription factor. Gene Ontology annotation, cellular component: nucleus. NCBI's taxonomy places the organism in Eukaryota, Fungi, Ascomycota, Sordariomycetes, Glomerellales, Glomerellaceae. Gene Ontology annotation, biological process: DNA-templated transcription; positive regulation of transcription by RNA polymerase II. Gene Ontology annotation, molecular function: sequence-specific DNA binding; DNA-binding transcription factor activity, RNA polymerase II-specific; zinc ion binding. The record is from RefSeq and is a predicted model, not a curated record.